AUGUCGUCGAAACGUGUUAAGCGACCCCUCCAGGGCCUCUCUUGUGAAGACAGUUGCCAUUGCCAAAACACCGACAGUUCCCCCGCCAGACGAUCCGCCCGUUCCUUUCCUUCCAUCUCAAUCAGCUCUGGCCAGCACCCGCGGACGGUUUCCCUCUCAACAACAACCACCGACCCCAUCGCGGGCUAUUCCGAUAUGAACGUCACCAAUUCCGCAAACAAGACUGUCAAUCCCAGCGAACUUUUUCUGCUGGACACAAACCAACCCGGAACCGCUUGGGACCAGUCGCCGUAUCACUCUGACCAGCUCCUCUCGGGACUUGGCUUCGACAACAGCUUUGCCAUCGGGCAGCAUGCGAACAGCGCCUUCAACGCUCUCGAGAACACCAAGAGAUUGACGGCAAACUUUCCAACCCAACCAUCGCUUGUCACGCAAUCGCAGGUCUUGGAAGCGCAGCCAACAGGAAACGGGCCCACCUACCUUGACUCCAUCCAACAUUCGGGUCCCAACUUCGACUGGGCAGGGGACAAUUCCAUCAACUCCAUCAACUUCUCCAUCCCCACUCCCUUCACCAUCCCUCAGCAACCCGUUUCCGGCUGGAAUACACCUGCGACGACCCCUCUUGCGCCCCGUCAGCAUCGCAUUCCCGGUCCCGGCUCUGGUCCCGGUCGCAACUUUGGUCUCGCCAACGAACAAUCAAACCAUCUAAGCGAGAAGGACAAGUACUUCACCAUCACCCAUCGACAGACUGGCCAAUAUCAUCGCAUCGACAAGCGCAACAAGAUUCAGCGAUUGGUCAGCAAUAUGAAGACAAUGCCCGUGAUCAUUGAGGACAGGCCGUGCGAGUUCCCCAAGCUCAGCAAACGGGGAAAGCACAGGGAUGAGGACGACCUCGACGACGACGAGCGGGUGCUCAAGGGCGAUGAGGCCAAGGGAAUGACUUCAGCGCAGAGGCGUCAACUUCGCAACAAAGUAUCGGCUCGCAAUUUCCGUGCUCGCAAGAAGGACUACAUCAACGACUUGGAGGAAAAGUGCAAAGAGCAACACCGCACCAUCCUCCAGCUGGAGGCCAACAUGCGCGCCCAGAUCACCGACAAUGAGCGCUGCAAGGCCCUCAUCGUUGAACUCUUGGGACUGCCAGAAAUGGCGAAUGUGCUCGGUCACUACGAGAAGAAGAUCAGCGCCAUGGCCCAGACGAUUGCCCCUGCCCAGUCCCAGAUCAACAUGGACAGCAGUAUAUCGGACUCGAUCGGAAUGGCCUCUUCUCAGUCACAGUCUCAGAGCAUGUUCUCAACCUCAACUUGGGCGCAGCAGCUGGGAGAUGACUCGGCCGACGUCGAUGAUUUCAGUGACGAGAUAGGCAUAGAUCCAGCCGGUCUUAGUUUUCCACGUUAG
This is a messenger RNA of Neurospora tetraspora, 1395 nucleotides long. RefSeq lists its product as uncharacterized. Gene Ontology annotation, molecular function: DNA-binding transcription factor activity. The transcript is spliced from 3 exons. The coding region runs from base 1 to 1395 and encodes 464 amino acids. Gene Ontology annotation, biological process: regulation of DNA-templated transcription. Lineage: Eukaryota; Fungi; Ascomycota; Sordariomycetes; Sordariales; Sordariaceae. The record is from RefSeq and is a predicted model, not a curated record.